Molecule: messenger RNA, 2671 nt
Organism: Onychomys torridus (southern grasshopper mouse)
Lineage: Eukaryota; Metazoa; Chordata; Mammalia; Rodentia; Cricetidae
Gene: Clip4
Product: CAP-Gly domain containing linker protein family member 4
Exons: 16
Coding region: 344-2470 (708 amino acids)
Biological process (GO): cytoplasmic microtubule organization
Cellular component (GO): nucleus; cytoplasm; microtubule plus-end
Molecular function (GO): microtubule plus-end binding
Source: RefSeq, a predicted model, not a curated record
CUCGUGUCGGUUGCUUGCCGGCUGAGAUGGGUGCUCUGCUGGGGCUCGUGCUCCGUGGACGCCCGGGAGGAUCUCCCACGCGCGGGACUGCUCACCCUGGUGGGUUUCUCCACGCGGGCCUCUUGAGGUUCUCUGUCGCCGCCUCUUCUGACUUAGAUCACUAAGAAAUCCUUGGCCCACGGGUGCUCAAAACUAAACUGCCUCUGCCUCGCGUUGCUGCUUGGAGAUUCCUUCGUUCUGGUUCGCCUUGGGAAGUUACAGGAGGGUGGGUGCAGAGACCUGUCCCGUGCGGAACCGCAUGAAUGAAAUGGACCGGUUCGUAGCUAAGGUGCCUUUCUAGAAGAUGACCAUUGAGGACCUCCCGGAUUUUCCAUUGGAAGGAAGUUCACUGAUCGGAAGAUAUCCGUUUUUAUUCACAGGCUCUGACACACCGGUCAUCUUCUCCAUUUCUGCAGCACCGAUGCCUUCGGACUGUGAGUUUUCUUUCUUUGAUCCCAAUGACGCAUCGUGUCAGGAAAUUCUCUUCGAUCCCAAAACGUCAGUCUCAGAAUUAUUUGCUAUUUUAAGACAGUGGGUUCCUCAGGUCCAGCAAAACAUUGACAUUAUUGGAAAUGAGAUUCUCAAGAGAGGCUGCAAUGUGAAUGAUAGAGAUGGACUGACGGACAUGACUCUGUUACAUUACACUUGCAAGUCUGGGGCUCAUGGCAUUGGUGAUGUUGAGACAGCUGUAAAAUUUGCAGCUCAGCUUAUUGAUCUGGGAGCAGAUGCGAGUUUGCGGAGUCGCUGGACAAACAUGAACGCCUUGCAUUACGCUGCAUACUUUGAUGUCCCAGAGCUUAUAAGAGUGAUUUUGAAGACAUCAAAACCAAAAGAUGUGGACGCCACUUGCAGUGACUUUAAUUUUGGGACAGCCCUGCACAUUGCUGCGUAUAACUUGUGUGCGGGAGCUGUGAAAACCUUGUUGGAGCAUGGAGCCAAUCCCGCAUUUAGGAAUGACAAAGGACAGAUCCCUGCGGAUGUUGUCCCAGACCCGGUGGACAUGCCUCUGGAGAUGGCUGAUGCGGCAGCCACCGCUAAGGAAAUCAAGCAGAUGCUCUUGGGUGCGAUGCCUCUGGCCUGUACCAUCCCUAAGGCCGUGGUUCCAAACUGUGAUCAUGUCACCAGCAAGGCCAUGUUGACCUCUCUUGGCCUGAAGUUGGGGGACCGUGUUGUCAUCGCAGGACAGAAGGUUGGGACAUUAAGGUUUUGUGGAACAACAGAGUUUGCAAGUGGGCAGUGGGCUGGCAUUGAGCUGGAUGAACCGGAAGGAAAAAACAACGGAGGUGUUGGGAGAGUCCAGUACUUCAAGUGUGCUCCCAAAUAUGGUAUCUUUGCGCCCCUUUCAAAGAUCAGUAAAGUAAAAGAAGGGAGGAGAAAGGCCACGCACACUCCUUCCACCAGAGCGGCGCCUCACAUCCGGUCCCAGAAGGUGGAUGUAGCUCACGUCACAUCCAAAGUGAAUUCUGGGUUGAUGCCAUCAAAAAAAGAGACUGCUUCUGAAUCCACACUCUCAUUGCCUCCCAGUGAAGAGGUCAAGACUGUAGCAGAAAGCCAUGUUCCCCAGCCUGGGUCCAUCAGCAGCUCCUCCUCCUCCUCCGCAUCCUCGCUGGACCACAAGCAGAGCCACCCAAAGAAGAAGCUGGCUACAAGCAGCCGUAGCAGGAGGACCCUCAGCGAAAGCCCCUCUCUCCCGUCCAGAGCCAGUGCCGGUUCGAAUUCUUCAGCACCAUCUGUAGCAAAUAAUGCCCGCCGAGAAGGAGACCUCCGUCUUGGAGAAAGGGUGCUGGUGGUCGGCCAGAGAGUGGGGACCAUUAAAUUCUUUGGGACAACAAACUUUGCUCCAGGGUAUUGGUACGGCAUAGAGCUGGAGAAGCCCCAUGGGAAGAACGACGGUUCGGUUGGAGGUGUGCAGUAUUUCAGUUGUUCUCCGAGAUACGGAAUAUUUGCGCCCCCCUCCAGGGUGCAGAGACUAUCAGAUUCCCUGGAUACACUUUCAGAAAUAUCUUCAAAUAAACAGAGUCACUCUUAUCCUGGUUUUAGGAGGAGUUUCAGCACAACCUCUGCUUCUUCCCAAAAAGAGAUUAACAGGAGAAAUGCUUUUGCCAAGUCCAAGACCACCCUGCGCCGCAGCUGGAGCAGCACCGCCGCCGCUGCGGGUGGCCUUGAAGGGGCCGCAAAGCUGCAGGAGGGAUCUCAGGUCCUGCUCACCAGCUCGAACGAAAUGGCCACCGUUAGGUACGUGGGCCCCACGGACUUUGCCUCAGGCAUCUGGCUUGGACUGGAGCUCCGAAGUGCCAAGGGGAAAAAUGACGGCGCCGUGGGUGACAAGCGCUAUUUUACCUGUAAGCCAAACUAUGGAGUGCUGGUUAGGCCAAGCAGAGUGACCUACCGAGGGAUUAAUGGGUCAAAGCUCGUGGAUGAGAGUUGCUAAGUGUCUUAAAGCAUUAAGCGAGCUCCUCUGAAUUGUAUGUGUGCUAGGUGUAAAAUAGGGUCUAUGACAAAGGGUUUACUUUAUUUAGAUAUUAUAUAAAAGCUGAAAAUACAAUAAUCUUCAUUUUAAAAGAACUCCAAAGGAACACACAUAUGAACUUUGAGGGUCAUGGUUCUUUUGCAAAUUUCAAAAUAAGCACUU